ACUUUGUUUAUUAUCGUGUUGUACGUACCCAGUAGUAGAUAUGAUUGUUUGGAUCUGUAAUUAUCUGUCUGAAUGCACAUAAUGAAUUAUUUGGUCCAGUUGGUCUUCUCUACGUCAUCUUGAAAUUUCCAGAACAAAACUGAUUAGAAGAUGACCACUGCUAAGCGUGUAGCAGUAAUUGGGGCGGGUGCCAGUGGACUGACCGCCAUUAAAUGUUGUCUGGACGAAGGAAUCACCCCAGUUUGUUUCGAGAGAACAGAUUACAUCGGAGGUCUAUGGCACUACACUGACGAUUCACAUGACGGCCAGGCCUGCGUGAUGAAGUCCACCGUCAUCAACACCAGUAAAGAAAUGAUGUGUUUCAGUGACUUUCCUAUACCUAAGGAGUAUCCGAUCUUUAUGCACAACAAAUAUGUUCUUAAGUACUUCCAUCUGUAUGCGGAGAAAUUCAACCUCACUAAGUACAUUAACUUUCAGAUAGAGGUCUUAAGUAUCAAGAAACACAGCGAUUUUAAAAGCAAUGGAUGUUGGGAUGUCAAAACACGUGAUUUGAAAACUAAUACAAUUAAUGAACAGACCUUUGAUGGUGUACUAGUCUGUACCGGACAUCACGCAGAAAAAAAUAUCCCAACAUUUCCAGGUCUGGAUAAGUUCCAAGGAGAGAUAAUUCACUCACAUGACUACAAAAAUCUCAAGGGAUAUGAGGACAAGCGAAUAGUUAUUAUUGGCAUAGGAAAUUCGGGCGGAGACGCCGCGGUGGAACUUAGUCGUGUGGCCAAACAGGUUUUCUUAAGCACACGACAGGGUUCAUGGGUCAUAAAUAGGGUGGAUAGCUUUGGAUAUCCGGUGGAUAUGAUGAGGACAACGCAAUUCAAUUUUUGGAUGAUGCGGAAGAUCGUACCCGCUUCUAUUGUUACAUGGAUCACUGAAACAAAACUGAACAUGAGAUUUGACCAUGCGCUUUACAGCCUGAAACCAAACUUCCCCCCGCUAUCCCAGCAUCCAACAGUCAACGAUGACCUUCCCAAUAGAAUCAUCAGCGGAAACGUCAUCGUCAAACCCAACAUCAGAUGUUUUACUGAAACUGGUGUGGAAUUUGAGGAUGGCACAGUAGAGGAGGAAAUUGACGUUGUAUUUUUGGCCACAGGGUAUAUCUUUGGGUUCCCAUUUUUGGACAAAUCUGUACUGGAAGUGAAGGAAAACAGAGUAAAAUUAUAUAAAUGGAUGUAUCCACCUGAUCUAGAACACAACACGUUGGCGGUGAUAGGUUGUAUACAGCCCUUAGGAGCCAUUAUGCCUCUCUCCGAACAACAAUGCCGACUGUACACAAGGGUUUUGAAAGGUGAAGUGAAAUUACCACCUUCAAAUGAAAUGUGGCAAGACAUAAAGGAAAAAGUGACAGCGAUGGCCAAACGUUAUGUUAAAAGUCCCCGUCACACGAUACAAGUAGACUACGUCGUGUAUUUGAAUGAGUUAGCUACUUUGGCAGGCAACUGUCCUGAUCUGGCCAAACUGUUCUUCAGAGACCCCCGUCUAGCCAUUGCUUGUUUCUUUGGCCCAUGUACUCCGUAUCAGUAUCGACUGGAGGGUCCCAGGAAGUGGACAGGUGCCCGGGAAAGCAUACUGACUCAGUGGGAUCGUACCUUCUUCCCACUGAAAACACGACCCAUCAAAAAUCCUCCCAGGGAGUCUCAAAUUACGUUCUUUUUCUUCUUCCUAUUUGUUGUUGGGUUGUUUACUUUAACUAUUCACCUACUCUUUAUGAGGUGAAUAUUUAUAAGAUUGUAAAAACCAUUGAUGAUUGAUGUAGGUGCUCACGUGAAUGUGUUCUCUGUAAAUUACCAUAAAUCAAAGUGAAACACUGCUUUAAAAGCGACAUUUUAGAAAUAAAAAAAUAACCAAAGCAACAACUCUUUCGAGAUACCAAACAUUUACUGAAACACUAUUCAAAACCACAUCAGACUGGAUGUGAUAAUCAAAACAAAAAUUCUAUUUUUCUGUUUUUGGUUGUACUUAUGCUGUUGUACCAGUCGUGUAUAUAUAAUGCAGUAUAAGAUCAUAAACUUUGAAUAUAUUCUAGAUUUGUGUCACGGAAUUCAUGCUUCAAGAGCUAGAAAAACUGUGAUACAGUGUAUAUAUAUAAUAUACUAGUAUAUAUUUUAUA
Saccostrea echinata is the source of this 2164-nucleotide messenger RNA. Its product is annotated as flavin-containing monooxygenase 5-like. The transcript has 10 exons. Gene Ontology annotation, molecular function: NADP binding; N,N-dimethylaniline monooxygenase activity; flavin adenine dinucleotide binding. Lineage: Eukaryota; Metazoa; Mollusca; Bivalvia; Ostreida; Ostreidae. The record is from RefSeq and is a predicted model, not a curated record. The coding region runs from base 151 to 1770 and encodes 539 amino acids.